Molecule: messenger RNA, 987 nt
Organism: Notodromas monacha
Lineage: Eukaryota; Metazoa; Arthropoda; Ostracoda; Podocopida; Cyprididae
Source: the annotation of a GenBank genome assembly
AUGAAGCAACCUGUUCGCGUUGCCGUUACUGGCGCUGCUGGUCAAAUCGGUUAUAGCCUAUUAUUCCGUAUCGCUAGUGGCGAAAUGUUAGGUAAAGACCAACCAGUUAUUCUGCAAUUGUUAGAAGUUCCUUUUGAGAAAGCUCAAGCUGCGCUUAAAGGCGUAAUGAUGGAAUUAGACGACUGUGCUUUCCCAUUAUUGGCUGGCAUGAUCGGUACUGAUGAUCCAAAAGUUGCAUUUAAAGAUGCUGACUACGCGUUAUUGGUUGGUUCACGUCCACGUGGUCCAGGUAUGGAACGUGCUGACUUAUUGAAAGUGAACGGUGAAAUCUUCAUCGGUCAAGGUCAAGCACUAAACGAAGUUGCUAGCCGUGACGUUAAAGUACUUGUUGUAGGUAACCCUGCAAAUACAAAUGCUUACAUCGCAAUGAAAUCUGCUCCAGAUCUUCCAGCGAAAAACUUCACAGCAAUGUUACGUCUUGACCACAACCGUGCGUUGACUCAAAUUGCUCAAAAAGCGGGUGUUGCUGUAGCAGACAUCAAAAACAUGACUGUUUGGGGUAACCACUCUCCAACGAUGUAUGCUGACUACCGUUUUGCAACUGUAAACGGCGAAAGCUUAAAAGACAAAAUCAACGAUGCUGACUGGAACGCGAAUGUAUUCCUUCCAACUGUUGGUAAACGUGGUGCUGCGAUUAUCGAAGCGCGUGGUUUGUCUUCAGCUGCUUCAGCUGCGAACGCUGCUAUCGACCAUAUGCGCGAUUGGGCUCUUGGCACAAAUGGCGAAUGGGUAACGAUGGGUAUUCCUUCUGACGGUUCUUAUGGUAUUCCUGAAGGCGUAAUGUACGGUGUUCCUGUAACUUGCGAAAAUGGCGAAUACACACGUGUUGAAGGCCUAGAAAUCGAUGCGUUCAGCCGUGAGCGUAUGGACAAAACUCUUCAAGAACUUGAAGAAGAGCGCGCAGCAAUUGCUGACAUGCUUAAAUAA